AUGUCGAGCGCGUUGGAUACCUCCCCCGUGAGAUUUGGAGGUGGAAGUGAUCUUAAAGUACAGGCAAUAGUGGACCACCAUCACGCAGACGUAAAAACAACCAGUAAGGUCCGUUUUGCGGAGCCUGGUGCUACAGAACCAGAAGGUCCAACAGCAAAUGAUGCUCCCUCGCCACCACUUGCCGACUCCGAUGAAAAGGACAACCAGGACAAGGUGAAUACCGUUUCUUUAUAG
This is a messenger RNA of Arctia plantaginis, 234 nucleotides long. Lineage: Eukaryota; Metazoa; Arthropoda; Insecta; Lepidoptera; Erebidae. The record is from the annotation of a GenBank genome assembly.